CCCCGACUAGAGGUUUUAUUUUGAAAAGCAAACGCACCGGAAAAGAUUCCCCAGAGGUGCGGAAACAAAGAUGGCGGAAGAAGAGAACCAGUUUGAAGAAUUUGAGCAGAUAGACUUUUUGAGAGACCGACAUGUCCGAUUCUUCCAGAGGACUUUGCAGGUGUUGCCUGAGCGGUACGCGUCGCUGGAAACAACCCGGUUAUCCGUUUUAUUCUUUGCCCUGUCUGGUCUGGAUGUAUUGGAUGCCCUGGAGGUGGUGGAUAGUAAAGUGAUGAUUGAGUGGAUUUACUCACAACAAGUUCUGCCCACCCAGGAUAAAUCCAACCUGAACCGUGGAGGGUUUCGUGGAUCAGCACAUAUUGGGAUUCCUUACAGCACCAAGGGUCCAGGUGUGCUCCAUCCGUACGACAGCGGCCAUGUUGCCAUGACCUACACUGGCCUGUGCUCACUGUUAAUCCUCGGAGACGACCUGAGUCGGGUGAACAAAGAAGCCGUUCUGGCUGGUCUCAAAGUGCUGCAGCUCGAGGACGGCAGUUUCUAUGCCGUGCCAGAAGGAAGUGAGAAUGACAUCCGGUUUAUCUACUGUGCAGCUAGUAUCUGUUACAUGCUGGAUGACUGGUCAGGCAUGGACAUCCAGAAAGCCAUCGAGUACAUCCGGGGAAGUUUGUCGUAUGACAAUGCAUUUGGCCAAGGAGCUGGGAGGGAGUCUCAUGGUGGUUGGACGUUCUGUGCCAUAGCCUCGCUGUGCCUGAUGGGCCGGCUGGACGAGGCUCUGAGUCCGCGCGAGCUGAACAGGAUCCGGCGCUGGUGCAUCAUGAGGCAGCACAGCGGCUUCCAUGGACGUCCCAACAAACCUGUGGAUACGUGCUACUCCUUCUGGGUGGGAGCUACACUGGAGCUCCUGGAUGUGUUCCAGUUCACACACUUUGAGAAAAACAGGAGCUUCAUUCUGUCCACGCAGGACCGUUUGGUCGGCGGCUUCGCCAAGUGGCCUGACAGCCAUCCAGACCCUCUUCAUGCCUACUUGGGGCUGUGUGGCCUGUCUCUGAUCGGAGAGCCUGACCUAAGGAAGGUCCACCCUGCUCUUAACAUCACCCAGAGAGCUUUUCAGCACCUUCAGCAGCUGCAGCAGACGUGGAGGGACAACGCCGGCAGCUGCGUCGGACAGCAGGGAAAGCAGGACGAUUUACUGCGCUAACUCUAAAGCACACCCUGUCAGUCGGUCACCGGCCGAAGGCGGCUGGAUUUCUGCCGCGUCUCAGAGAUAUUUGGCUGCUCAAGAAGUUUGAAUUGUUUGGAAUUGCGAGGAUUCAAACACUUGAGAACCUCAUUUAAAGUCCAUCUAAAGCAACUUAUUUGUUGAGCAAUAUACGCCACACCUCUUUGCUGCCUUUAAAAAAAAGAAAAAAAAGAAAACAAAAGCAAGUAGUUGUUAAUAAAGUUAUGCGGUGCGGUUUGUGGAAAUACAAUGUAAUAAUGUGCCAGAAAGUGUAAUUCACUGGAGACUUGAACAAACGUCAGAUGCCUCCAUCUUUAUUUCAUGGCCUUUUUUUUUUUUUUUUUUUGUUAAAUGAUGACACUUUUCUUCAAAGAUGUAUUGCUUUGCUUCCUUUUCUCUGCUUUGCUAACCUGCCUGGCGCUUUCGUCCGCAUGUAGCUGCUGAAUGUUUUUGACCUCCCAUGAUGCAUCAGGUCUUAAUGGGUCAUGACUUCUGCUUCUCAGUUUGAAAUCUGAUACCAUCCCUUCAGGUUCACUCCCUUCAGCUACUCGCUGUAAUGUUCUCCAGUUUCACCACUGCAGGCUUUAAUUUUCAAAGCUCAAGAGAUUGAAAUAAAAAUAGAACUGCUCGGGUGACAUCUAAAGCACGGAGCAUUUCUUUGUGUUCCGUUUGUUUAGUUCCUCUUUGAAAAAUGGGUUAAUCUCCUUUUAUAUUUGAUGAAGAGCACCUACAAACCUUGGAUUCUCCACUGAAUGCAGUUCUGGACUUUGACUGGGCCGUUUGAACAGAUCAAAACGCUGUGUUCUAACACAUUUAAUUGUACUUCUAGCUGUCUGCUUGGGGUUGUUUUCCUCCUCCUCUCCCCAAGUCUAAAGAGUUUUGCUGCCAAUAAGAGGCUUUCAUCAACCCUGACUAGUUUUAUCAUUCCUAGUGAAAAUGAAGCUUCCCACCACCAUGUUUAAAGUUGGUAAAGCUUUGUUGGGGUUUAGCUUUGGAUUUCCAUCACAUGGCGCCUUUUGCUUGUGAGCCUAAAAGUUUUGGUCUCAUCCGACCAGAGGCUUUUCUUCCGCAUUUGCUUUGUGUCAAACUCCAAACAUGGCGUUUUCUGUGAGGAUCACACAUGUGAGGAGGAAAAGCUCAUACUUUUGAUGUCAGCAGAUUGUCCCACCUGAGCAGUGGGUCCGUGCAGCUCCUCCAGAGUUAACCUGGGCCUCUUGGUUGUUUCCACGGUUUAUUCUCUCGUUUCAAUUAUUUUUUACAUUUUUAUUUUAUUUAUUAUUUCUUUAAUUUAGUUACUUUUGAAGGUGAUUGGUAGCAGUAUAUUUUAUUUAGGGUGUCAUAAUAAAUUUUUAUUUUUAUUUUUUUAUAAUUUUGAAAACCGUGUAAUUUUCCUUCCACUCCAUUAAAGUUUGGUUGUAAUGCAAAAACUGUAAAAAAACAAAAAAAACAAACAAACAAAAAAAAAGAUUAAGGAGUAUGAGUAAUUUUGUCAAACGCUGUAAAUCUUCCGUCUAGAAUUAAAACCAAAUCUCUCAUAAGCAGCAGUGUGUUAGGGAGGCUCCUCAUGACCCCUGAACUGAACUCAUUCACCUGCUUCCUCCUCCCCUGUGAGGUCGCAUCCAGCUGGAAAUCAACGGGGGGAGAUUAGACAAUGGCAUCAUAACCAGAGGAAACGGUUCUUUGAACUGUUUAUUCGUAACUCCAGAAAGGAUGCAGGAUGAAAUAAAGAACAAUGGCCAUGACUGCACCUUCAUAUGCCAGGAAGCUGAAACGGCGUUUGUCCUUCAUGAUCCCUUCUUUACUGUUGAUCGCCAUCAGAACCGACUGUCUGUAAGAAGGACUUCUGGCUUUACGUUCAGUUCAUUCAGAUGUCUGUGCAGGUGUUUGAGCUGAGGUUCAAAAUGGCGUUCAUGACCUGGCAAAGAGAGUCUUUCCACCUUUUGCCUUUACAUCAGUCGUCUGUCUUGCAGCAAGAGAAACAUUUCCAGCUUUCACACAUCGCUGCUCGAAGCAACACCUUUUACUUAUUUAUUUUUUUUCUUAAUGAGGCCACAGUGUGAGGUAACACCUCACGAGUUGACACGUGAUGAGAUGCUUUGAAAGCCUGUCAGAAACACAGCUGCCCGUCUGCUGCCUGUUCACCUGCAGCUCUUCUCUGUGUGCAGACGGCGCGUCUGUGACUGCAUUUACAAGUCGUUCUGACGCUGGGUCUGCUAUCGGGGGGGGAAAAAAAGGGGAGAAGUUGUGAGCAGAGCUGAAUGAAUAAAUAACGUGAGCCAUCUAUUAUUAACAGUAAGCUGUCAGAGGCUGGAUUCAGCUCUUUGAAUCCAGACCAAAUCCUCGGCUUUGGUGUGAAAACAAUAGGACUCUUAACUAAUGUGCGGUAUUUACAUUUCUCUUUCUCAAAUAAUGUUACCAUUUUCUUACUAUAUAUACAUAAUACAUAGAAACCAUUACCACAAAACACUUUGACAUUUUUUAAAAUGUUGCUGAAAUGUGUGGAUUCUUUUCUAUUCUAACACUCUAAUAUUGUUUUCUUUACCUGCAUACUGUAAGCCUGUUCUCUUUAGUUGAAUAUAAAGCUAACUGGAGCACUGGAAGUAAUCAGUUUUCUUCUUGGUUUUCCUACCAAAAUGAUCCAGUUUGGCUUUUAUUUGUCUGUGUACAUAGAUGAAGUCACAUGGUGAAGCCACUUUCUCCAGCUUGCCUCCUUAUUGUGCCUAAUGGAUUGUUUUCCGUCGCUGCUCUCUGAAUGCUUUGCUUUCGUUUGCUUCUCUUAUUGCCUAAUUUAGAUUUUGCUUGGAUCCUUCUAUGAAAAAUGACAGUGAAUAUCAAGUUAACUUACACAGAGAAAAGUGUAACCUGGAUAUUUGUUUAGAUUCUACAGGACAAUAUGUGUUGUUUACAUUUGUGACGAUCAGAUGUAAGUAGGCUGCUUUCCAAUUGGUAUUGUCCAGAAAUAUGUUGGGAAUAAUUUUGACAUUUGACACCGAGUGGCACGCAUGAGUGCUAAUAAAUGAUUAUUUUAGCUCAUGUCACACAGCAGUCGGGGCCCUCAGUUCCAGCAGCAUGAAAUAAAGACAGCACUGCUUUGUGCUUCCAAAAGCUGUGAAAAGAUUGUCCCAGAGAUGCAGCCAAAACACCACAUGCCGUUUUACGAAGCGCUGCUAUACAUAUUGUAACGAUAAAUCAUGUAACAAAAAAGUAUAUUGGAGUUUAUUUUUUCUAUGCUUUCUAGAAAUGUUGGUGUAGAUAAAUGUAAAUGUCAAUAAAGAUGCGACUUCUGCUGGGGAAGUGACCAGAAAGUCUUUACAUACAGAAGAACUGGACGUGCAGGUCUUGGUGUGUGACGUGUUCUUGAAGUGCAGCUUUUCGAGUUUGGACUAAUGCUGAUUCUCGCUUGGCACGGAAAUUGUAUUAUGGUAAAUAAAAGGUGUACUAACUUUGA
Gambusia affinis (western mosquitofish) is the source of this 4667-nucleotide messenger RNA. It is a transcript of the gene pggt1b, whose product is annotated as protein geranylgeranyltransferase type I, beta subunit. Gene Ontology annotation, cellular component: CAAX-protein geranylgeranyltransferase complex. The transcript has 9 exons. The coding region runs from base 71 to 1198 and encodes 375 amino acids. The record is from RefSeq and is a predicted model, not a curated record. Gene Ontology annotation, molecular function: CAAX-protein geranylgeranyltransferase activity. Lineage: Eukaryota; Metazoa; Chordata; Actinopteri; Cyprinodontiformes; Poeciliidae. Gene Ontology annotation, biological process: protein geranylgeranylation.